UAAGACUAAUAAUAAGCAUCCUGAGUAAUGAGUGGCCUGGGCCGGAGCAGGCGAGGUGGCCGGAGCCGUGUGGACCAGGAGGAGCGGUCUCCACAGGGCCUGUGGACAGGGGUGGCUAUGAGAUCCUGCCCCGAAGAGCAGUACUGGGAUCCUCUGCUGGGCACCUGCAUGUCCUGCAAAACCAUUUGCAACCAUCAGAGCCAGCGCACCUGUGCAGCCUUCUGCAGGUCACUCAGCUGCCGCAAGGAGCAAGGCAAGUUCUAUGACCAUCUCCUGAGGGACUGCAUCAGCUGUGCCUCCAUCUGUGGACAGCACCCUAAGCAAUGUGCAUACUUCUGUGAGAACAAGCUCAGGAGCCCAGUGAACCUUCCACCGGAGCUCAGGAGACAGCGGAGUGGAGAAGUUGAAAACAAUUCAGACAACUUGGGAAGGUACCAAGGAUCGGAGCACAGAGGCUCAGAAGCAAGUCCAGCUCUCCCGGGGCUGAAGCUGAGUGCAGAUCAGGUGGCCCUGGUCUACAGCACGCUGGGGCUCUGCCUGUGUGCCGUCCUCUGCUGCUUCCUGGUGGCGGUGGCCUGCUUCCUCAAGAAGAGGGGGGAUCCCUGCUCCUGCCAGCCCCGCUCAAGGCCCCGUCAAAGUCCGGCCAAGUCUUCCCAGGAUCACGUGAUGGAAGCCGGCAGCCCUGUGGGCACAUCCCCCGAGCCAGUGGAGACUUGCAGCUUCUGCUUCCCCGAGUGCAGGGCGCCCACCCAGGAGAGUGCAGUCACGCCUGGGACCCCCGAACCCACUUGUGCUGGAAGGUGGGGGCGCCACACCAGGACCACAGUCCUGCAGCCUUGCCCACACAUCCCAGACAGCGGCCUUGGCAUUGUGUGUGUGCCUGCCCAGGAGGGGGGCCCAGGUGCAUAA
Messenger RNA from Pongo pygmaeus (Bornean orangutan), 909 nucleotides. RefSeq names its product tumor necrosis factor receptor superfamily member 13B. Gene Ontology annotation, biological process: hematopoietic progenitor cell differentiation; B cell homeostasis; negative regulation of B cell proliferation. The coding region runs from base 28 to 909 and encodes 293 amino acids. The record is from RefSeq and is a predicted model, not a curated record. Gene Ontology annotation, cellular component: plasma membrane. NCBI's taxonomy places the organism in Eukaryota, Metazoa, Chordata, Mammalia, Primates, Hominidae. The transcript has 5 exons.